Aegilops tauschii subsp. strangulata is the source of this 10296-nucleotide messenger RNA. RefSeq lists its product as uncharacterized. NCBI's taxonomy places the organism in Eukaryota, Viridiplantae, Streptophyta, Magnoliopsida, Poales, Poaceae. The record is from RefSeq and is a predicted model, not a curated record.
UGACCUAGACGGGUGCGUGAUCCACUCUCCCAGUUUCCCCUGUCCACGAGCCGAAACCCCAGCCACCAUCUGGUUCUCAUCUCUCUGUUCCACUGAAAUUCCCGGGGAACAAACACUCACUUCCCAAGGAUAAAUCCUCAAGGUUGAUUUACACGCUAGUGGCUGUGCCGCGACGUGCGGCGAGAGACAUGUCUGUGCAGUGCACCGCAAACUCACUCCGGGCUCUUGCUGCCCUCCCGGCGCCAUCCCCCUCCCGCCGCCUGGCGAGAAAUGAAUGCCUUAUGCCAUGCCGCCCGAGUCGCACCGGUGCGUUGGUCCGAGCUGCGGAUUCUUCGCCUCCUGCCGCACCCGCGUCAUCGUCCGGAGCAGCCGAUGACAAGGCCGUCAUCCCCGACGAUGAGUUCACCCUCGCCAAGGUGUCUUUUGGCGUGAUUGGACUAGGGAUAGGUGGCUCCCUCUUGUCGUAUGGAUUUGGGGCGUAUUUCAAUCUUCUGCCUGGUUCGGAGUGGUCUGCUCUGAUGCUAACCUACGGAUUUCCUCUCACAAUCAUAGGCAUGGCCUUAAAGUAUGCUGAACUGAAACCAGUGCCCUGCAUAACCUACUCUGAUGCUUUCGCUCUAAGAGAGAAGUGUGCUACCCCUAUCCUCAAGCAGGUCAGGAGUGAUGUUACACGUUAUAGAUAUGGUGAUGAGCAGCAUCUCGAUGAAGCGCUAAAGCGGAUCUUUCAAUAUGGUUUGGGUGGCGGCAUUCCAAGACGUAGUGCACCUAUAUUACAAAAGAUUCAAGAAGUAACUGAUGAUGGGAAAUACUGUUUAGUACUGGAAUUCGAAGCCAAAUCGUUGGAGCUAUCAGAUUUUGAGAAGAGGCAGGUCUGGCCAGAAACGGCCCGGACAAGGAUUUUCGUCAUGGUUACCGAGACCAGCCAAUGGAGACCAGCACAACAACAAGUAGACAACGACUUCAACAAUGUAACGACGCAAGUUUGUUGCUGCUGAUACUGACCAAUAAAGGCAAGGACAAGAGUUUUCACACUGGACAAGGAACAGUGCUCCUGUCAGCAUCUAAAUGAUGGAUCGUUCGAUAGUCGCCUCCGCCGGUACUCCACGCAAAGGCCAAAAGGCGCUAGCUAAUUGGUGCGAUGUCUUCACACUGCACCGACCGUCAGGUGGACGCCCAUGUCUCAGCAAGGAAUUGGCUACUGCCACUCCACGCUGGCGUGAGUUACAAUGCAGUAUCCACCAUAUUGUUGGAGCCGCUGUCCUAGUGCUAGAAGCUGGCGUGUAACCGCUAGUGCGCCCCUUGCUCAUGUUACCUAUGAAUUGAGAUACGAGAGUGAGCGAGAGAGGAAGACGAAGACACACGAGUUUUCUGCUGCAUAAUUCUUUGCAGUUUUUCUAGCUUUCUCCUUUUAUUCCGAAAGAAACAGUAAACGUGCCAUGUAGCUCACCCAACGACCAGUCAUGCCAUCCCAUGACCCGGGCUUGCACCAUGCCAUCCUACAAUCUUGCCGAGGAUCGCACAGACCAUGUCCUUCUGCUCAAUUAUGUUAGAGUUAUAUUAGUGAUGUCUUUUGGUCUUUUGCAUUCUAGUCUCUUGGCAUCCUUUUUUUUGAGCUAAUCUUGGUAUCCUUUUGUUGCCUUUUGACAUCCUCAUGUAUGUGUACAUACGCUGGUUUUGGUAUUCCAAUAAUACAAGUUGCUUUGAUAACAUGGUAACAGAGCCCAGGUUUUUGGGUCUCCACUGCACGUUGCAACUCGUCCUGCUCGAAUUGAGUUUUUUUUCCCGGUCUUCCUUCGAUCUCUACAUCGAUUUCUUGGUCGUUUCUCCUGAUCGCUCGCAGCUGCCCUACUGCUGUUUUCGGUCUUCGAUCGGUUUGGAUCUGCUGCUGUACGCGUGUGACGCUUGCUGAUCUGCUGCUCCAGAUCAAGCCUCCGUCCGCCAUCUGUACAGUUCGUAUCCUCCAAGGUCGCCGUCUGUACGGUUCGUAUUCUCCUGCUGGAUCGUGCCGCACGUCUUCCUCCAAGGUUGCCGCCGAGCCCGUCGCUCUCUGGCCGCCGCUCUGCCGCUGGCUCCUCCCGUUCAUUCGACGCCGCCGCCUACAUCACUGCGAGCCGACAUGCGGCUGCCGGCUCCGAUUCCCACCUGUCGCCGGCGCCCUCCCGCGGGUCCUUUGCACACGCGUUGCUCCUUGCCCCCGCUGCAUCCCAGGCCGGGACGCCCCGCCGCCUCACGUGCUCCCGUUUUGGCCGCCCUCUGGAUCAAGUUGUCCAGCGCUCCACUGGAUCGAGUUGUCCGCUUCUCGAUUGAUUUUUCGAGAAAACGCAUGAGAGCGUGCGUUUCAUUGCUUCUCGAUUGAUUGGUCCCCGAUCGAUUCUCUUGAUCUUUUUUUUCCUCGAUUGAUCUGCCGCUGCUCCUGACCGCUCAUGUCCAGGCUCAUCGGGUGUUCUGUUGUCUGUAUUAGGCUCUUCCGGUGGUUAAAAAAAAAGAAAAAAGAGUGUAAAAAAAAGAGGCACAAUGCUUUCGUCAGGUACGUCACUCCCUCGCUGCCCGGUGUUUUUCUACGGUGUUCCCUUCACUGAUCCCAUGUUGCACAUGCGCCUUUCCUCGGUGCUUGAUGCUCGCCCGCUUGAAGGUGGUGGUUGUCACUCUACUUCGACACCUUCCGACUUCCACCGGUGUUGUUGGCCGCUCUACAUCAACUCCUUCAACGGCUGCACUGCCUCCCUUAGCUGCUUCUCUGCGGUGUUGGUCGUUCUUCUGCGACUCCUCUCGUGGCUUCCGUGCGCGACGAUGACCGUCGCCCUAUGUCGACUCCUCUCGGCUUCCGCGCGCGGCGGUGACUGCUUUACUUCGACUCCUCUCGCGGCUUCCGCGCACGGCUAUGACCGUUCUAUGUCGACUCCUCUAGUGGCUUCCACAUGCGGCUGCACGUUGACUCGCUACUCUCGGUCGACUCUACACGCGGCUUUCACAGAUGGUGGUGGUUGCUCAUUGUCGGCAGGUGUUUCUACCUGGACCGCUUCCGCCGUGCGCGUGAGAUUGCGCAACUGCGAUGCCUGCUUGCCGCUUGGGAUUCUUCACCGACAGGUUCUGCAGUUUCCGUGACCGACUCUUCUGACAUUGAGAAACCACCUUUUACUCAUUCAGGUACAUCCCCAUGGAUUCUUGAUACUGGAGCGUCUUUUCAUAUGACUUAUGAUUCUUCCACUUUGACCUCUGUUCGACCUGUCGAGUCUCCUGUUCAUGUUCUUACGGCUGAUGGCACUCUCCUCCGUCGCUCAUGUUCCUCGACUUACCAUGCAUCUCAUAUCUGGGGGUCAAAUUGUUGACUCUAGUUGUAGGGCAUUCUCGACUUUGAUUCGUGUUCUGUUCAGGGUCGCCGCACGGGUGCUCUACUUGGUGCUGGCCUUGACGCCCUGAUGGUCUCUGGGAGCAUGACUGGCUUCGUCUUCCCUCCGCUGCUAGCGCCUUUAGUCUCACAACCCCCAUUGAUGCAUCUACCAGCUCCUUUUGGCAGUGGCAUCAUCGUCUUGGCCAUUAUGUGGUUCUCAUCUCUCAUUUUUGGUUCAUCGUGGUGUUCUGGGGUCUGUCUACGGUAAUGCUUUGUUGGAUAGUUUGGGUUGUAGGCUUGGUAAGCAGAUUCAGCUACCUUGAGUCAGUGUCCGAGCGCCAUUUUGAUCUCGUUCACUCUAAUGUUUGGGGUCCGGCUCCCUUCACUUCGAAUGGGGGCCAUCGCUACUAUAUUAUCUUUAUAGAUGAUUUUUCCCGGUACACUUGGAUCUGUUUCAUGUCUCUCAUAGUGAGGUCUUAUCAACAUACAAAAAGUAUGGUUCAUACCCAGUUUUCCACUCCUUUUCGUGCUUUUCGUGCAGAUUUGGCUGGUGAGUAUAUCUCCCAUGCAGUGCGAGGAUUCCUAUUGUUGCCUUUUGGCAUCCUCAUGUAUGUGUAUAUAUGGUGGCUUUGGCCUCCCAGUAAUACUCAUAACAAAUUCUAACAAACAAGCAAAGAAAUCGCUAACGGAAAUGCUACCUAAGAAGCGCUGCUGUGGCAGCUAAAAUGGAUUGCCAUGGCAGCCAAAAAUGCCGCCAUGGCAUGCUUAUUUUCCUGAGCGAUGUAGUUCGACAGGCAACAGUCUCCCCCUUCAACCCUGCUGCGAGAGAGUGAAGUCGAUGAUGCCGAUCAAGAGGCGAAGCUCUUGGAAGCGCACAUGCCCAAAGUGACUCUUCUCAGGAUAUCAAACUUCUGCUUGAUCGUGCCGAUGAACUCCCCGACCACAAUACCGUUGUCAACACAAUCCCUGACAAGGUGACAACACAAAUCUAUAUGCUUGUUGUGAUCAUGGAGAAUUGGGUUCUUGCAAGGCGAGAUUGCUGACUUGAUUUUCGAUGUAGAGCACCGAGGGAGCCGUGUCUCGAUUGAGCACCUCCCCAUGUAGAUGCGAGACCGUGUGAUUGAGCUUUGAACUUAAUUUUGCCACAUGUAGUGCAUCGGCAAACAAUGCGUCCAACGCCUCGGAACAUCCUUGGCCAAAAGAACUUGUUCGCGAGCAUAUCAUAAGUCUUUUCGUGUCCAAAACGGCCCAUGAGUCUGCUUCCAUGUGAUUCUUGCAAAAGUAGCAAACACAAAAAACUCGUUAGCACGCAUGAGAUAGCCAUCAUUAAUGUUGUAUUGUUCCCAACAAGUGACAUCUUGACAAUUAGCAAAGGGAGUCGCAAAGAAAGCAUCAUACACUUGCAAUUCUUUUAUAUAUAAAAAAACCAAAAACAUUGAGUUAAAGUUUAGUGGACAACAUUCAUUUGUUAGAAAGAGCAUCCGCAACAACAUUUCUUUACCCUUUUUGAACAUGAUUAACAACAACAACAAAGCCUUUAGUCCCAAAUAAGUUGAAGUAGGCUAGAGGUGAAACCCAUAAGAUCUCGCGACCAACUCAUGGCUCUCGCACAUGGAUAUCAAGCUUCCACGCACCCCUGUCCAUAGCUAAUUCUUUGGUGAUACUUUAAUCCUUCAGGUCUCUCUUAAAGAUUCCUCCCAUGUCAAAUUUGGUCUACCCCGACCUCUCUUGACAUUCUCCACACGCUUUAGCCGUCUGCUAUGCAUUGGAGCUUCUGGAGGCCUGCGCUGAAUAUGCCCAAACCAUCUCAAACGAUGUUGGACAAGCUUCUCUUCAAUUGGUGCUACCCCAACUGUAUCUCGUAUAUCAUCAUUCCGGACUCGGUCCUUCCUCGUGUGGCCACACAUCCAUUAGCACGAUUGGAUCUCCAUGCUCCUUUGCACCUCCAACACACGCAUUCUCAUCAAUGGAUCGCCUAGGCCUUCGAUCUCCCAUGCCUGUGGGCUUCGGCGGGUUGAUCCUUUAUCCCCUAUGCUCUUCACUAUUGCCAUCGAUGCUCUAAAUUACCUUCUCAUGCAUGCUCACCGCUUCGGCAUGCUGCAGCAUCUCACGACACGCCAUGCCGCCUCCAGCAUAUCUCUUUAUGCCGACGACGUCGUCAUCUUCUGUCACCCAUCCUCGCAAGAUCCGCGUGCCAUCCGCGAGCUGCUUCGCGUGUUCGGUGAGGCUUCUGGUCUAUGCACUAACUUUGCAAAAUGCUCGGCUACACCUAUUCAGUGCGCUGACCCCGAGCAGCUCACCAUUGGCAAUGAGCUCAUGUGCAAUUGUCAUCUUCCCCAUUACCUACCUCAGGCUCCCCCUCUUGGUCCGGAAGCCUUCUGUAGCAUCGCUGCAACCCAUCAUCAUCAAGCAGCUGUCAACUUGGCACGCCACGCUCCUCUCCCACGGAGAGCGUCUUGCCCUGGUGCGUCACGUGCUAUGUGCCAUACCCACCCACAUCUUGGUGGUUCUGGCUCUUUGCUCGCCGAUUCUUAAGCAGAUCAACCGAAGUAUCCGUGAGUUCCUUUGGCACGGUUGGAAAGAGACCAUUCCGUCAAUGGCCACGGUCCCGUGCACUGGCAACGUGUUUGUCACCCUCUCGAGCUGGGUGGCCUUAGGGAUCCCGGACCUCCAACGUUCCGGCGUUGCCCUGCGCGUGCGCUGGCUAUGGUCUCAGCGGAUCGACCCUUGUAGACCUUGGGUUCAUCUUCACCUACCAAGCGACCCGGACGCCUCAUCCGUUUUCCAAGCAUCCAUCACCUGGACUGUUGGCAACGGACACACUUGUCAUUUCUGGACGGAUCCAUGGAUCGAUGACAAGGCCAUCUCUGAUUUGGCACCCUCUGUUCUACCGCUUGUUGCCCGGCGUCGAUGCAAGUCUUGUUCGGUGACCGAUGGGCUUCAGGGCCGCAGCUGGGUGGCCGACAUUCGUGCGCGCGCUCACGCCAGGUGCUAUGAUCCAGUAUGUGCAGCUUUGGAGGCUUCUUCGGCCCGUAUCCCUUUCUACCGCCGCUGAUCGCCUCUCUUGGCGGUCGUCCACCGAUGUCUGUUAUUUUGCCAAGUCAUACUACCGUGCUCUCUUCGCUGGCUCUACUGCCACCCCUUUUUGGUGUUUGACUUGGCGUUCCUGGGCUCCUCUUUGAGUCAAGUUCUUCAUUUGGCCUGCCGAUGUUGACCGCUGCUGAACCUUUAUGAGGUUGGCCCGUCAUUGCUUGCUGCACAACGACCGCUGCGCCCUUUGCGAGUUCCUUCCUUGGUGCGCGACGGACAUUGCCGCUUUUCCCUCUGGCCAUCGAAUGGGGCUGGCCACGUUGGCAAUCCUCACCGCUUGAUCCAUUUGGCGUCAGCGCAACCGGUGCGUAUUCGACAAUGAGAGCCCCUCCAUCUCGCGGCUCAUUGCAUCCAUCCAAGACGGGAACCAGAUCGUCGUAAGUUAGAAGUAAUGCAGAGGGACGUCGAUCGUUUCCUACCGUCCCUCACGCAUCCUACGGUGGCCGGUGGAAUUGACCAAGACAACGCUCGACGUUCGAAGGCCUUGCAGCCCACGAGCGAAAUCCUCCCAUGAACAGCCCAUUCACCUCAGGAAAAAACAACAGCGUAAAUAUACUGCCGCUGCCGCUGCCAACACGUUGACUAGGGAACUUUAGUAUAUAUAUAUCAAAAGAAAAGAAAAAAGACUAGAGAACUUAGAGCAACGCCACGCGUGUUUUAUUCACUUUUUGUUCAUUUGGAUCAGCCGAGCGGACGAGUGCGUCUGUUUUUUGAUUUAGGUCGACCAGUGCGCCGAACGGGUCGCAGACCAAUUUUUCCCGUGAAAAAAAUAUAUUUAAAAAACACGCGGCUGAAAUAAACAUAAUUAAACAUUAAAUGGUCGGUCAACCAUGGGCCAAAGUCUACUUAAAUAUUAAUAAAACUUGAAAAAAACUUGCGCGGCCAGCACUCUGACCUAGGCGGCGACGGCGUUCUCGCCGAGGCCGGUGAGGUCGACGACCGCCGGCGCCAGCUCAGGCCAAGGGAAAGUGCUCUUCCAUGCCGCACGCGCCGCCUCCUCCGCCAACUGUCCAGCCCCCCGCCGUUGGUGCUCCUUCUUGAGGCCAAGUUCGAGCCGCCAUCCACGGAGCCCAACAAUGGAUGGUGCCCGGGCUGGCGGAGAAGCGCGCCGACAGCGAGCAGCAGAUGAAGCUGGAGCGCCGCUUGGCACGGGAGGAGGAGGAGCGCGCCCGCGCAGCAGCAGUGCAGCCGCCGGCGGGACAAUUGGCGAAGCAGGCGACGCGUGCGGCGUGGAAGAGCGCUUUCCCUGGCCUGGGCCGGCGCCGGCGGUCAUCGACCUCACCGGCCACGGGAAGGACACCACUGCCGCCUAGGGUGGCAUGCUGACCGCGCAAGUUUUUUUAAGUUUUAUUAAUAUUUAAGUGAACUUUGGCUGGCGGUGGACUGACCAUUUAAUGUUUAAUUAUGUUCAUUUCGGCCGCGUGUUUUUUAAAUAUAUUUUCUUGAUGCCGGAAAAAUUGAUUUGCCACCCGUUUAUCGCACUAGCUGAUCCAAACCGAAAAAUAGACGCACUCCUCUGCUUGGCUGAUCCAAAUGAACAAAAAGUGAACAAAAACGCACGGUUCAUUUGGGUCACCACGUUAGGGUUGCUCUAAGUUUCCUAGUCUUUUUUUUUCUUUUGAUCAUAUAUACGAAAGUUUCCUAGUCAACGUGUUGGCGGCGGCAGUGGAGUAUAUACGCAGUUUUUUCUCCUAAGGUGAAUUGGCUGUUCAUGGAAGGAUUUCGCUCGUGGGCUGCAAGGCCUUUGAACGUCGAGCGCUGUCUUGGUCAGUUCCACCUGCCACCGUAGGAUGCGCGAGGGACGGCAGGAAACGAUCGACGUCCCUCUGCAGUACUUCUACCUUACGUCAGACGAUCUGCUUCCCCAAGACGAGGCCGCGUACUGGGCUGGAGCGGGCGCCCAUGGUUUAAGAUUGAUGCUUGAGUAGUUGCUUUGCUUUGUACACGGGCUGAGCAACCCGCCACCAAGGCUCUGGCUUAUCUCUGUCUUGCCGUGUGCGCAAGACUACGAGCUGCCAUCCCCUUCUUUGUGCUCUGUCCUACCUAUGAAUGAAAUGAUACGUCCCUGGUGUAAGAAAAAAAUACUUUUAGAUUGUACUCUCGUAUGUACCUACAUUUGGAUGUGUGUAUUUUCAUGGGGCAUUUACAUUUGUGCCCCUAACUCGAACUCACUACUCAAAUUUACCCCUAACUUUUUGAUGUGCUCAAAUUUGCCCCUAAAAAGCAUUUUAGGUCGCUAGAAUGCCAUUCCAUCUGGUCAAAUUUGUUUGACCGAAACUUUGAAAAUUCAUAACAAAUUGAUAUGAACUCAAAUGAAUGCAAAAUAAGAUAUUAGAAUGUUUAUAAAAACAUCACCUAUAUGCGCAUGUCAUUUACGUUCAUGACAAAAGCACUCUUUAAAGCUUUUUAGGGUUUAUAACAUUAUAAAACUAUUUAGGAUGAAUGCAAAUAAAUGCACGUCUAGGCGAUAAACAUAAAUGACAUGCGCGUAUAGAUGAUAUUUUCAUAAACAUUUUGACAUCUUAUUUGCAUUCUUCCGAGUUCAUAUGAAUUUGCUUUAAAUUUUCAAAGUUUCGAUCAAACAACUUUGACUAGAUAGAAGGGCAUUCUGGCAACCUAAAAUGCAUUCUAGGGGCAAAUUUGAGCACAUAGAAAAGUUAGGGAUAAAUCUGAGUGGGCGCAAAUUAGGGGCAUAAAUGUAAAUGCCCAUUUUUCUUACAAGGUAAUGGCCCUCGUACGGUUAACAAAAGCACACCGAAAUUUACGAGAUCACGUCGUGAAUCUAGGAGAUUAAAGGUGAGUAUCUCGAUCCAUAACAUCAAUAAGUUAAAUCACCCUUUAAAACUUCAAAGACUACCUUCAGUCUCCACCGCGGAUCUACAGACGACUUUUCUAAAGGGGGUGUACUAAAAUACGUCGUGGCUCACGCGUUGCCCUUCUCGGACGACACAGGAGCGACCCAAACCCUAGCAUCCACCACCUCUCCUUUCUCCCCCCUCCUCGCCGCCACCCAAGGAGUCUGCCGGCUACUGCGCGUCUUCCGGUGAAGGUGGCGGCAAGGAUCUGCUGCCUCGCACCGGUGUGAGUGGCUUUGGAAGCCAGGGUGACGGCCUUGGGUGGAGAUGGCCUUCCCUUCCGCCUGCUUGGGCGGUGAGGUCUCGUUGCAGCGGCAGGUGGCUUCUUCUUCCUCCCGGCCCCUUCCCCUCGUGGCGGUCUCCUCUCGCCGAUCUGCUCGUCGGCUUGUCAGAUCGGGCUGUCGAGGAUGGGGUCGUGGAAGUCUUGGAAUGGGGGAAACACCUGGUCGAUUUCACGUCAACCUCGAUGCCGGCGGCGCUCCGGUGCCGUUCUUCCUCUUGAGAGUGGGUCAAACUACCAGGUCCGCCCCUCCUCCCUUCUUCCCGACGAAAGUCUUGGCCUUUGGCCGGAUGGCGGAGGCGUCCUGGUGUCUUGGUCCUCCUUGGAGGCGCCGUUCAAGGGAUGGUCGGGGGAUGUGGUCCUCGUGCGUGGUGAUUGGUGGCGGUGGCGGUGCUCGGCUCUCCUGGUUACCGGCGUUGGUGGUGGCAAGUUUGUCCUUCCGCAUCUUUCAGCGGCUCCUUGCCUUGUUUGCUUGUGGGUUGCCGACCGGUGGUGGGCGCCCACGUGUGUGGCACGGUCUGGAUGAAGGGGAGAUACGGCAGUUGCCUGAGGCGGCGGGCGGCGGAGUCGUCGUUCUUCAAGCAGUCUGUUUUUUCAUGUCCACGGCAAUUGCUGUUGUCUGGAUACUAUGGUUCUGCUGUUCUGGCUACACGAGAUCUUCGGCGAUGCCUUUGUAAUUCAACACUAUUGUAUCCUAGCCGGUUGUUGGCUUCAUUAAUUUGAAGUCGGGCUUUCGUGCA